Molecule: messenger RNA, 3501 nt
Organism: Coffea eugenioides
Lineage: Eukaryota; Viridiplantae; Streptophyta; Magnoliopsida; Gentianales; Rubiaceae
Product: LRR receptor-like serine/threonine-protein kinase EFR
Exons: 3
Coding region: 109-3237 (1042 amino acids)
Biological process (GO): protein phosphorylation
Cellular component (GO): plasma membrane
Molecular function (GO): ATP binding; protein kinase activity; protein binding
Source: RefSeq, a predicted model, not a curated record
ACAGCUCAAACAUGGUUCCCAAUCCACCGAAACUUUUAUCAUUCAAUCAUCAGUUUGUUGCAAAUUAAUUCAUCUUUGCCUUCAUAGCUCAUUGAAAUUCCAAAUGCCAUGUGGGAAUUUCGCUUAUCCACAUUAGCAAACCUUUCUUUCAUACUUUUAGUUGCCAUCAAUUUUUCAGUAAGCCAUGUUUCAGCUUCUAAACAACUUCAAAAUGAGACUGAUCGCCUUGCUCUGCUUGAAUUCAAGCGUCAGAUAUAUGAUGACCCCUUUGCUGUGCUGAAUUCCUGGAACCAUUCACAGCACCAUUGCGAGUGGGAAGGAGUCACAUGUAGUAGUCGACAUAAUCAGAGGGUCAUGGCCUUGACUCUAAGGGAUAAGCACUUGUCUGGAACUAUAUCACCUCAUGUCGGAAAUCUAAGCUUCAUGAGGUUCAUCCAUCUUGAGGAGAAUCAAUUCCGUGGCGAGAUUCCCCAAGAAUUCGGUCGCCUCUUCAGGCUAAGAGUCUUGAACCUGUCAGGAAACGCACUCGGUGGAAAAAUCCCAGCAAACCUGAGCUAUUGCUCAGAGAUGACUGCUAUUAGCCUAAUGAGCAACAGGCUAGAAGGGAAAAUUCCGAUUGAUCAGCUGAGCAAUUUGAAGAAGCUUGAACUUUUUAAUAUUUAUUCAAACAAUUUGACAGGAGAGAUUCCCUCCUCCAUUGGGAACUUAUCAGCACUGAUCACACUCGUGCUCAGCUUCAACAAUCUGGGCGGAUAUUUGCCCAAGGAGAUGGGGCUCUUAAAAAAGCUUGCCAUAUUAAGAGUUGGAGGAAAUAAACUGUCUGGUAUAAUCCCUGCCUCUAUCUUUAAUAGUUCAACCAUUAUUUUAUUUUCAGUAGCCGCCAAUUCCUUUCAUGGCAAUCUCCCAACCAACAUAGGUUUCACCCUACCAAAUCUGGUAGUAUUAGCUGUUGGGGAAAACAAGUUCCAUGGAAAACUUCCAACUUCAAUCACCAAUGCUUCUGGGCUUGUGACACUUGAUCUUUCCAGAAAUAAGUUUCAAGGCCAAGUUCCAGCUAAUUUAGGAGAUCUGACAAACCUUCAAAUAAUAAAUCUUUCUAUUAAUCUCUUCGGCAAUAAUUCUACCGGAGACUUGGAUUUUGUUGCAUCAUUGACCAACUGCAGUAAUCUAACAUCUCUUUCCUUGAGUGGCAAUAAUUUUGGAGGUAAGCUUCCUAAAGUCAUGGCCAAUCUCUCAAAUCAGCUCACAGAAUUGUACUUGGGAGGAAAUCAACUGUCAGGAACUAUUCCAGAAGGGUUUGGAAAUCUUGUCAAUUUAUAUUUGCUUACCUUUGAAACAAACUCUCUUUCUGGCCACAUUCCAAGAGAUUUUGGCAAAUUACAAAAUUUGCAACUUCUGAGUCUAGCUCAAAAUGAGUUGUCAGGACAGAUAGUCUCUACCCUAUGUAACGCCACAGCUCUAUACCGUCUGGAGUUUUCAUUUAACCAGUUUGAAGGGGGAAAUAUAUUUGAUAAUGUUCUUAUGAACUGUCAAAAUUUGCAAGUUCUAGGUAUAUAUCAAAACAACUUCACUGGAAUUAUUUCACCACAUUUUCUGGAGACGCAUUCAUCACUGAUGCAUUUGAUGUUAGGCGAAAAUUCGUUUAGUGGUUCUCUGCCUCCUGAAGUAGGAAAGCUUAUACAUUUGGUGGAUUUAGAUGUUUCCCAAAACCAACUUGCUGGAGGUAUACCCAUAUCACUUGCUGAUUGUACAAAUCUGGAGAAUCUUUAUAUGCAAUCCAAUUUUUUCCAAGGAACAAUUCCACCAAAUUUGGCUUCUUUGAAGAGCAUCCGGCAAUUAGACCUUUCAAGUAAUAACUUGACUGGACGAAUACCAAAAGAACUUCAGAAGCUUCAGUUUUUGAGCUACUUAAAUCUUUCCUACAACGACAUUGAGGGCGAGAUACCAAACACUGGAAUUUUCAGUAAUGCAAGUCAAAUAUCAUUGACUGGCAACAACAAACUCUGUGGAGGCAUUCCAGAAUUGGAGUUCCCACCUUGCCCAGUGAUCAAGGGGAAAACCAGAGGAAAGCUUAAGGUUAUCAUAUUGCUGUCCAUUGUUUUACCAGCAAUGCUUCUGGUUCUCGGUGCAUUGUUGUUAUCUUUCUUGGUACAUCGAAAAAGAGAAAGAAGAAUGGUGGCCGGAUUCUCUAGCAUGCCCACAAGAAUCGAUGAGCUCUUACGGCUUUCUUACCAUGAACUUCUUUGUGCAACUUCAGGAUUUUCUCCAGAAAACUUAAUUGGUUCAGGAAAUUUUGGAGCCGUCUACAAAGGCAGAUUAGAAAAACUUGGCAAUAAGCUCGUAGCUGUCAAAGUUCUUGAUCUUCAGAAGAAUGGGGCUUCCAAAAGUUUUGAGGCUGAGUGCAAAACAUUGAGAAACAUUCGCCAUAGAAACCUGAUCUCUAUCACGAGUUAUUGCUCCAGUAUUGAUUCCAGGGGUGAUGAAUUCAAAGCUCUAGUCUACGAGUUUAUGGAAAAUGGAAAUCUGGACCUAUGGCUGCAUCCAGAGACAACUGAUCAAGCAACAAGCUCCAGAAGUCUUAAUCUUCUUCAGAAGCUAAAUAUUGCAAUUGAUGUGGCUUCAGCAAUGCAAUAUCUUCACGACCACUGUGACGCAGAGAUUGUUCAUUGUGAUCUAAAACCAAGUAACAUUCUUCUUGACAAUGAUCUUGUUGCCCAUGUGGGUGAUUUUGGAUUGGCAAGGCAUCUCCCAAAACCCAACAACAGAUCUUCCGACCAAGAAGGCAGCAGUACUAUUGCUAUAAAAGGAACAAUCGGUUACGCACCCCCAGAGUACGGAUUGGGUGUUGCGGCAUCAACUCUGGGGGAUGUCUACAGCUAUGGAAUUCUUUUGCUAGAGAUGAUUACAAGGAAGAGGCCAAUAGAUGAUAUGUUCAUGGAUGAGCUAGAUCUGCAUAAUUAUGUUAAUAGGGCCUUGCCUGGACAAGUUUACGAGAUCGUGGACCCCUUGCUGCUUUCUAAAGCAGGAGAUGAAAACAAAAGAAUGAAUCCUGGAGGGGAUAAAAUUGAUGGUGAAAGAGAGAUGGAGUGUGUUAUUUCCCUGGUGAAAAUCGGGCUCAAAUGCUCAGAAAAAUCACCAAAUGAUCGGAUGCACAUGAAUGAAGUUGUCAGAAAAUUACAUCAUAUUAAGGAUGUUUUUCUUGGUGUCAGUGCAUAUCGAAAAAAUCUUGAAGCUUAAUUGCCACAGGUACUAAUGCAUAAAACCUUGAUUUGCAGCUGUUUGUUUGUUGGCCUGAAUCUCCGAGCUGAAGUUGCUAGUCUGAUGAGUUGAUGACGAAGACACCUUUGGCUUUUUAUUUGAAAGGCAGCCAAUUCACGGAAUUCUGUUUGAACAUCAUUAUCAUGUUUGGAUCUUAUGUUUCCAUAAUGUGUACGUUAUACAACAAAUUGUAUUUUAUUACUAGGCAUACUCUUGCUUCUAUUAAGCAUGCCCUUCUUUGAA